This is a messenger RNA of Acanthaster planci (crown-of-thorns starfish), 4170 nucleotides long. RefSeq names its product bifunctional coenzyme A synthase-like. The record is from RefSeq and is a predicted model, not a curated record. Gene Ontology annotation, molecular function: ATP binding; dephospho-CoA kinase activity. Gene Ontology annotation, biological process: coenzyme A biosynthetic process. Lineage: Eukaryota; Metazoa; Echinodermata; Asteroidea; Valvatida; Acanthasteridae.
GCUGGGUAAAACGGCUGCAUAAAUGACACGACAAAGAGUUUUGAAUAAAGACAAAUUAGCGAAUGUAGUCUGGUCAUGCUGGUUCCUUGACAUGGAUGAAGGUUUUUUUAAGAAAUUAAUAUCCACAAUGGCCAGGUUGGGUAACCAGGCGUGACCGCAGUCAUCUUUCACUAAACUCGGGUAAGAAAUUAAUUCUGGUUAGGGCCUACUACGAUUCAGGAAUGCAUCUUUAAGGUCUGAAAGUCAGUUAGUUUCAUAAAGUGGACUUCGUUUCUAUAGAGUGCUAAAGGCUUGAGCUAUUCUCUGACCAAGAUGCAUCCCAGUUGCAGGACGGGGCUUCUCAUUUUGACAGCACCCGUCAACCAACUCAUCCAACGAAUCAGUCCAAUACUGUGUCAUGCUGCCACCUGCAUACGCGAAACACUUUACGUACAACUGCAGCCGGGCCUAGACCACGAACAGGAACCGUAUAAACAAAGUCUGCUUCCUGUCACUCGGGACGUCUGCACGACCAUCACUGCGAUCUAUGCGCAGUCGGCCGUGCAGGCUGGGCAAGAUGUGCGAGUCCUGCUAAACAACUUCAGUAAUCGGUCUGGGACCCCACCUCCGCCGAGAGUACUCCCCAGGGAAGUCGGCCUUGUGCUGACUGACUGCUCAUCACAGGGCUCGCUCCAAGCCCUGCUCAAGUCGUGGUUUACAUUUCCGACUAGUCCUGACAUUGAAAUCAUUCCCGAAUCUGUCUGGUUAAAAUCGCGGGAUGGCAGUGAUUCCAAUUCAGUCAUAAAUAGUUCUCUACCAGCUGAUGCCAAAAGUAUCAGUUCAGACUGCUCAGCAGUCAAAAGUUAUGGGAGUGUGGUUCUGGGUGGUACGUUUGACUGUAUUCACAUUGGACAUAAAAUCCUACUCAGCGAAUCGGCCAUAAGGGCAGAAGAGAAGAUAACAGUUGGAGUGACAGACAGGUCUAUGCUUAACCGGAAAACACUGCCAGAGUUGAUCCAGCCCUUGGACGCUCGCAUUGCAUCUGUCUGCGACUUCAUCCGUGACGUCAAACCCCACAUCCUACAGCCGGACUCCGUUGUGCCCAUCUCGGACCCUUACGGCCCCAGCAUCGUGGAUCCGGAGAUGAGGUGCAUUGUGGUCAGCGAGGAAACCAAGAGAGGAGGUGAUGCGGUGAACAAGAACAGACAGGAAAAGGGCCUGUGUGUGUUAGACAUACAUGAGAUACCUCUUGUUGAGGACAUCAAGCACGCUGCUCACGAAGAAGCCAAGAUAAGUUCCUCAUCACAGAGGAUGCGACUGCUGGGAACACUGCUCAAGGAACCUGUGAAGAAAGGCCUGUCCGACACCCCGUACGUGAUUGGUCUGACUGGCGGCAUAGCCAGCGGCAAGUCGGCAGUCUGCAAGCGGCUGGAAGGACAGGGUGCGGCGGUUAUCGACUGUGAUAAGCUGGGUCAUAAAGCCUACCUACCGGGCACCCAGGGCUUCAGGAGGGUAGUGGCAGAGUUUGGACAAGAUGUUGUCGGAUCAGAUGGCAGCAUCAACCGACGUGCCCUAGGGGCCAAAGUCUUCCAAGACCGGUCGCGCCUGGACCGGCUGAACCAGAUAAUCUGGCUGGAGAUUGCCAGCAUGGCGUGGGAGGAGCUGAGAGCCCUGGGGGCGGGGGGCUGCUUGGUAUGCGUUCUGGACGCAGCUGUGCUGCUAGAGGCUGGCUGGGAUGAGUUCUGCCAUGAGGUGUGGUCCUGCAUUAUUCAUCAGGACGAGGCUCUGAAGCGUAUUCUGGACAGAGAUCGCCUGCCAGAGGAGAAGGCUCGACAGCGAAUAGAGUCACAGCUCAGUAACCAGGAGCGCGUAGACAGGUCCAAUGUGGUCCUGUGCACCUUCUGGGAACCAGAGGUCACCCAGAAACAGGUGGAGAAGGCUUGGGCAGGGCUUCUGGGAAGACUACCAACUGGUGAAGGUGAACCCAAGCACCCUAAACUAUGAAAGCUAUAGACAUUUGAUGCAGGGAGAGGCCUUUGCUGUCAUGGGCAUGCCUGUGGCCAAUUGUGCCUAGAGAGCUUAAAACUGCGGCCAUUGUUGGUCUGUGCAGACCACCACACACAUUUUGCAAGCCUGCUUAUCUACGAUCUCUCAAACUCGACUAAGAAACAGUUGAGUAGCUACAAGAUGUCUCCAUGUGAGAAAGGAAGACUCCAGGCAUAUCUGGAAUUACGCACAGAUGUGCUUUGUGGACAUUCUGCUGAAAAGUAGUCAGGUGCCCUCUGUACCACUGGAUAUGCAAAUCAACAUGAAUUUGUGAUGUCACAGGCUGUCAUGGCUUAUUCAACUACACCAUCUACAGUCUCCAUAUCAUAACCAAAUCACCGAGUUGGCCCUUAUCAGAAAGAAAAACAGUUGGUAAACUAGUGGCAAGCAAUACAGUGUAUAAUCACCAGGCAUUUUUUCCAGGUAACUUGCACAGCUAAUGCAGGUUCUAAGCUCUAACAACAUUGUCACUUGGCACCGAGUAUCGGGCCUUAUUUCCUAAUGACCGCCCUUGUUGGCACCAUGCUGAGGGAAUAUUUCUUUCACUUACAAAAUCUGGACCAUGUUGUGGGUACACCGACCUGCUCCGAGAACCAAGUCGUAAGUCACCAGAGCAAGUUUUGAGUAACAGGCCUUCAAGAAAAUCUUGCACCAUGUAAAGUAAUUGGAACUGUCAAUAUUUCUUCACCCACACAGAGACACUAUUUUCAUGAAGCUGCUUGCUCUUUCCAAUGCAAAUUGAACCAAAUUUAUUGAAAAGAAAAAUGGCCUUAUUACUCAUUUUCAGAGCAACUUGUGUGGUUCCCCACAAUAGUUAUCGUACAGCUACAAAAAAGGACAAAACAGGGCGUGUGAGCGGAACACGUCCGACAAGCCUGCAGUUUGUACUCAACAGAAACGGACUGCUCAAUGUAUCACUUUAUGUUACUACACGUACAUGGAGGUGUCCCUAGACAUGCUUGCAAUUUUCUUCUCAGGCAGGAAGACUGGUCAGCAGGUGAUAAUUCACUUUAGUGUUUUUCCUAAAAUCUCAAUUUCCAGAAAUGUGGUUAACGUGUAGUUUUUGCCAGUAGCCCAGGGCACAGUAAUGUACGUUGUUUGAUUCUGUUAUCUAAGGGGCAUCAUCUCGAAACAAGCAUCAACUCUAACCCGCCCACAUCCUUGAAAUUCCAACGGGACAAUUUGGCAAGAAUGAGAAAGGCAGAGCCCAGGCCUUUACGUGACAUUGAGCAUAAUACUCGCAUGUAACCCUUUUAAAGCACAAGUACCAACGUUUUACACUUGGUUUCUUGCACCACUGGUGGAUUUUGGAUGAUCAGGGAAGGUUUAAGCAACAGUACCAGAACAGUCAGUCAAAAGUUUCUCCAGUCGAAUGUUUAAGGGUAUUUUUUUAAUGUUCCCAUCUUCACUCCAACUGAAGGUUUUCUCUUUAAUCAUAACCUCUGUUGAGUUCUUGAACAAAAAGGCAUAAGAAAACAUGAAGGUAACGUUUUAUUUCUAGAAAUAAAUACAGCAAUGAAUAUUGAAUAUUUUUUUGAUACAGGUGAAGUCCACAAAAUAAUACAUAAAGGGCUUUUGAUAUUUGCACAUGGUCCAUGAAUAUUAUUUGGUCAUGCUUUCACAUAAUGCACAAUUCUGCUUUUGUCCCAGUUUUGGCAGAACUGAAAAGUUUUGUCAGAGCUGAGAUACAAAACGUUCUGAAGGUCCAGUGUCCAUAAAAUAUUCAAGAUUUCAAGACAACCGUGUUUCAUUUGUUCAGGUCUAUGAAUUCUAUCCAUAUUCCGAUUCCUUCAGCAGUUGCACCUUGGUACAAUUAUUAGGCAAGAAACAUUUGAAUCGUCCAAUCAGAUCGACCAAAUAAAACUUUAUAAGAACAGCAUGGCUACAACAGUAAAAAGCUAUGUGUAUUUAAAAACAGAGCCUUCAUUUUGUUUUCGUCUGAAAGGCUGCUCAAAAUAUGAAUUGUAUAUACAUAUGAAAUAAUGUUCCACACUUCCUUAGACGUGGAGUGCUUGAAAUAAAGAUUGUCAUGUACAUUAACCAAUUUACAGUGGCCAUAACAUUCAAUUAACACAGCAUGUUGGCUUAUUUGUUGCUUCUAAUUAUGAAAGAAUCAUUUCUUGAAAAUGCCAACAAAUUUCAAAU